AUCUUAUUAAUGUUUGAGUGAAUGUAAGGAGAAAAUGAUGCAGGGUUGAUUGUUGAGUUUGUUAGUCUGGAGCUUGUUGGAAUUUAUAGACUCGUCUUGGAAUCUGUGUUGUUGUCGUUUUUAUACCUUUUCCAGCGCCGUUGUGUCACUCCAUGCUUAGGCUUUUUAAUCGCUAAACUGUUUAAACAGCUUUAUCGCAGGGCUCGCUUUUUUAAUUGAAAUGGCUGAUACUGCAGAAGUACUAAGGAACAUUAUGUAGUAGCGGGGCUGGGAUUAGAUUUUUGGAGAAGUAGGUUGGGAAAACCAGGACAAAGAUUAAAGAAGAAUGCCUACAUAAAAUAGUCUGGGAACUUCCUUUUUUUGCCACAGACCAUGCAUGUUCCUGUCAAACUUGGCUCCCAGCAGAAGAGGAAUGUCUUAUCUCUGCCGUGAUCCUGAGAAUUGAAGGCAUGCCACCUCAGCAGGACCGCGGCAAUAGGCGUUUGUUGUGUUUAUAACUGUCAUGCUCGCAUAAACAAAGUGAGGUUCUCUGGUGGCCACUAUUAACCCUCCCACAAUAAAACAAGCAGAAAACAACAAAAAAAAAAAGAACAUCUGUUCACCAGGAAAUAUGGCUUCUGUGUGGAAAAGAUUGCAACGUGUUGGGAAGCAUGCAUCCAAAUUUCAGUUCGUGGCUUCGUACCAGGAGCUUAUGGUAGAAUGCACGAAGAAAUGGCAACCUGACAAGCUCGUCGUGGUGUGGACGCGGAGGAGUCGGCGGAAAUCUUCCAAGUCUCACAGCUGGCAGCCUGGAAUUAAAAACCCUUACCGGGGUGUUGUGGUGUGGCCUGUUCCUGAGAACAUCGAGAUCACAGUCACCCUCUUCAAGGACCCCCAUGCAGAAGAGUUUGAAGAUAAGGAGUGGACAUUUGUCAUUGAGAACGAAUCUCCUUCUGGGCGUCGAAAAGCCCUGGCUACCAGCAGUAUCAACAUGAAGCAGUAUGCCAGCCCGAUGCCAACACAGACCGAUGUGAAGCUGAGAUUCAAGCCUUUGUCUAAGAAAGUGGUAUCCGCCACGCUGCAGUUCUCUUUGUCCUGCAUCUUCCUGCGGGAGGGCAAAGCCACGGAUGAAGACAUGCAGAGCCUGGCCAGCCUGAUGAGCAUGAAGCAGGCUGACAUCGGCAAUCUGGACGACUUUGAAGAGGAGAAUGAGGAGGACGAAGAAAACAGAGUGAACCAAGACGAAAAGGCAGCAAAGAUUACAGAAAUAGUAAACCAGUUGAAUGCCCUCAGCAGCUUAGAUGAAGACCCAGAUGACUACGUAAAGCAAGCAAAUAAACCUGCUAAGUCAGCCAGUUCUUCUGAAGAGCUCAUCAGUAAACUUAACUUCCUGGAACACGAUGAUCAAGACGUUUCUAACAUGAGCGCAAACCCAUUUGGCGAUUCAGACGACACCGAGUUAAAUCCAUUUGGGGAACCUGAUGACGAAGAGCCACCCAAAAUUACAGUUACUCAACAAAAGAAAGAAGAGCUGUUCUCCAGUCCUGACUCCUCAAACCCCUUUGAUGAGGUGGGGGCUGAAACUCUGCAGUACAGCAAUCCGUUUGACGAGCCGGAACCGGAGCCAGAACCAGAACCAGUCAGGGACACAAAGAUGGAACCGUCUCCUCCUAAGUUCUCCAAGAGGAAGAAUGUGCGCCCGGUGGAUAUGAGCAAAUACCUGUAUGCAGAUACCUCUAAAAAUGAGGACGAGGAACUGGAUGAGUCCAAUCCCUUCUACGAGCCCAAGGCACUGUCGCCGAGCGGCCUGCUGCUCCCCCCAGCCGACGGUGAACCCGAGAGGGCCAAGAAGAGGAGGGCGCCCUCGCCUCCUGCCAGCACGGCAGAGACGGUCGCCGGGAGGUCUGCCGCUUUCCCUGCUCCUGCAGCGAAGGAGGCGCCACGGCCUUCCCCAAAGCCAAGCCCAGUCCCAAGCCCUGUUCUGGGGAAGAAGCCAAAUGCCAGUCAGUCACUGCUUGCCUGGUGCAGAGAGGUUACAAAAAACUAUCGAGGGGUGAAAAUCACCAACUUCACCACGUCCUGGAGGAAUGGUUUGGCCUUUUGUGCAUUACUGCACCACUUCAGGCCUGAUUACAUUGACUACAAGUCCCUCAAUCCUCAGGAUAUUAAAGAAAACAACAAAAAGGCUUAUGAUGGCUUUGCCAGCCUGGGAAUCUCUCGGUUACUGGAGCCCUCAGACAUGGUGCUGCUUGCGAUUCCUGACAAGCUCACUGUCAUGACCUACCUGUAUCAGAUAAGGGCUCAUUUCAGUGGGGAAGAACUGAACGUGGUGCAGAUUGAAGCCAAUAGCAGUAGGAGCACCUACAAAGUUGGGGACUUUGAAACGGACACCAACAGCUCCAUUGAUCAGGACAAGUUUUAUGCUGAGCUGAACGAGGUGAAUCGGGAACCAGAUUUCCAGACCGAAAAUGGUGUCGAGGCCAGCGCCCCAACUCGGGAAGAGCCUGUGCUCAUCAGCAGCGCCGCUGUUGGAGAACAAAAGAGUGACGGCCCAUCACCAGCUCUUAGUCCAAGUCCCAGCAAGGAAUCUCCCACCUUCCCCUCGAUACGGAACCAAACUAGUAAUUUACAGCCGAGUUCCACUGGUGGUUUUGCAGCGGAGGAGCUUCGGGAAAAUGAGAGCAGAGUUGUGGCACAAGCGCAGCCAUCCCUUAGGGAGCAGAGACUGCUUAAAACAGCCGCCUCAGAAUUGAGUGACUUACAGCAUGUCAGCGAACAAAAGCAGGAGGCAUCUCCCAUACUUCCAUGUGAUGUUCCUGGCAAGGAGAAAAGGGAGAUUUCUGGGGCCACUGGUGGCUCUGUGGAGAAGGACAAGGGUGGGGUUUUGGAGAGCAGAAGUCCUGAACUGGGUUCCCCCAUCCGGAAGGCUGGAACCUGUCCUCCGCAAAAACUUGGCUUCUCUUACAACCGCGACGCCGACCUCAUCAAGAAAAAGCGGGCCAGCCUGAGGCACUCUGACUCUGAAGCCACCUCGGACAUCACUUCCACUCUCAACCACACAGACACACAGGUCACAAAACCCUCACAGGUUCCUUCCACCCAGCAGUCAGGUGGCACUGAUGAAAAGAGAACACAGUCCCGACAGGAGGAGCUGAAGGAGAGAGCCCGGCUCCUGCUGGAGCAGGCCCGGCGGGACGCUGCCAUGAAAGCUGGGAGCAAGCAGGCCCCAAGCAGCUCCGUCACUCCGCCCCGCGGCACGCAGCUCUCGGAGCAGCAAGAUGAAGAGCGACGGCGGCAGUUGAGGGAGAGAGCUCGUCAGUUAAUAGCAGAAGCUCGAUCUGGUGUGAAGAUGUCAGAACUUCCCAUCUACAACGAAAUGGCUGCAGAAAAGCUGAGAGGGAGGUCAAAGGCAUCUGGAGAUUUGGGGGAGCAGGCUGUUUCUGAGGAGCAGGAGGUGGAGGAUAAUGUAGAUACUAACGAUGAGGAACCCCCUGUGUGCUCCUCUGUAGGAGCAGGAGAUGAAUUUACUAAUCUUAAAAGUGACCUUGUGUCUUUUGGUGGACAGAACAGUAGGCACGUGGACCUGAAGCUCCGAGAGUUUCUGGAAACUCGUCCGCAGGCGGUGAACUCAUUCUCCUCGGCGCCGGCGGCAGCACCGAAGGUCCCUACUGACGGCACGAAAGAGGAAGGACUCAAGAAUAAUGUGGAAGACAUGCGAACAGAGAGAUUGCGAAAAGCUACCGAGCGUCUGCGCAGUCCUGUGGUUUUCAAUAAGGAGUCUACUGUUAGGAAAACACAGCUGAAGUCUUUUAGUCAGUAUGUGGAAAACCGGCCAGAGGUAAAAAAGCAGAGAUCAGUACAAGAAGAUUCAAAGCAGGAAAAUGAAGAGAGGGUGCCAAUAACUGAAACAGAGCACAAGCCAUCUGAAGAUGAAAAAGGGUUCAAAGACACCAGUCAGUAUGUUGUUGGAGAAUUGGCAGCGUUGGAGAGUGAGCAAAAGCAAAUUGACACUCGGGCCGCACUGGUGGAGAAGCGCCUCCGCUAUCUCAUGGACACAGGAAAUAAUAAAGAGGAGGAAGAAUCCAUGAUGCAGGAGUGGUUUACACUGGUCAACAAAAAGAAUGCUUUGAUACGAAGACAGAACCAGCUCUCUCUUUUGGAAAAGGAACAUGAUCUUGAGAGGCGGUUUGAGCUGUUGAACCGGGAGUUGCGGGCUAUGUUGGCGAUAGAAGACUGGCAGAAGACAGAAGCCCAGAAAAGACGAGAGCAGCUUCUUCUGGAUGAACUCGUUAUUCUGGUUAAUAAACGAGAUGCUCUGGUCAGGGACUUGGAUGCCCAGGAAAAACAGGCUGAAGAGGAGGACGAACAUUUGGAAAGAACUCUGGAACAAAACAAAGGCAAAAUGGCUAAGAAAGAAGAAAAAUGUGUCAUUCAGUGAUUCCCAUCAAAUGAAAAAAAAAACUGUAUCUUUGUAAUACCAACUCUUUUAGAACUUUACUCAGUUAUAUAAACCUACAGUCCCAUAAUCAUAUUGGUCCCCAAACUGUGUAAUAUUUUGUUCAUAGUUUAAUAUGGUCCCUUCACUGCUUUAUAUGGUUUUCAACAGAAAUCCAGCUGUUUUUAUUAAAUCAGAAGGUACCUGUACUUAAACUUUCAUGCGCAAAAAGGUAGAAGAUGUGGCUUCACGCUCUCAAAACACUUUGAAAUGGAUAUGAUGUGAUUAAAUGGUUAAUCAAGAAUAUUUCAACUGUAUUUUGUUUAUUAUUUUUAAUAAGAGCUCCUGCAAAAAGCACAGUGUUGUUGAUCCAAAUGUGUAGUUAUGGGGAAGGGUAAAAUGAAUCGUUGGAAAAUAAAUCGAAUUGUUACAUUAUUAAUAGGUAACCAAGAUAUUAAAAAAACUGUCAACAGUGGAAGAAAAAGGAAAUUUCAAUGAGAAAAACUUUGUAUUGACUUUAAAUAUUUUAUGAUGGCCCUGAAGUCUUUUAAUUACUGUAUAAGUUGCUUCAAUGUUUUUUUUUAUUUAAGAAAUCUUAAGGAGAAGGAAAGAAUAAUAUUUAAAAAUAAGGACAUUAUUCAUUUUUACGUUAAAGUUUAGCAGAUUUUUUAGAGAAACUGGUCUGUUUAGAAGAGAGAGAGCAGUAUCUGUUGUAUACUGUAAUUGCUAUGAGGUUAAGUUAGUUUGCAAUAGUUUCCUCAGAAGACAAUUUGAGACACCACCUUGUUAAUCUAAUUAUUUAUUGCAGUUUUUCCAUACUUGAGCUACAUGUUAGUAACUAUAACAUCUUGAUCAUGUGUUUUUGCUCAAGGACUUUUUUUUAAUAUUUAUUGUAUACUUUAAGAUAAAGAUUUGGCUUUGAGAUGCAGAUAUCUUGGUUUUGCAGCUGAUGGGCUGUGUUCUCGUGUAAACAGUUACCUGUUUAUUUAUUCCAGUGUCAUAUAUGAGUCCACAAUAAAAAUCUUAAGUACUUUCA
Lepisosteus oculatus (spotted gar) is the source of this 5450-nucleotide messenger RNA. It is a transcript of the gene ehbp1, whose product is annotated as EH domain binding protein 1. Gene Ontology annotation, cellular component: microtubule organizing center; filamentous actin. The record is from RefSeq and is a predicted model, not a curated record. Gene Ontology annotation, molecular function: protein binding. Gene Ontology annotation, biological process: actin cytoskeleton organization. Lineage: Eukaryota; Metazoa; Chordata; Actinopteri; Semionotiformes; Lepisosteidae.